Messenger RNA from Arthroderma uncinatum, 3681 nucleotides. RefSeq names its product cell wall biogenesis protein Mhp1. The record is from RefSeq and is a predicted model, not a curated record. Lineage: Eukaryota; Fungi; Ascomycota; Eurotiomycetes; Onygenales; Arthrodermataceae. Bases 1 to 3681 code for a protein of 1226 amino acids. The transcript is spliced from 3 exons.
AUGGACGGCGGCGACGAGGCCGUCGAUGUGAGCUGGCUCCAUCAUUCACAGCGGGCUGAUAAUGCCGGUCGAGGCAAAAAUGCGCCUGCCAGGCCUACUCAAAAGCAAGACGAACAAGCUGCAGGCGACGGUGCCACCCCCCACGAAGAUGGAACCAGCACCGCUACUACUACUACUACAAAUGGACAUGCUCAGACCCAAAACUCCAGAUCAACACCAACAUCGUCGCUAUCGAAACCCUUGCCAAUACCAUCCGAGAGCGAUGAAGACGAACCUGCCAAACAAGCGCUCUCUCCACCAACCCAGAGCCAGAGCCCGGCCCAGGCCCAAGCCCAGGCACAAGUUGCGAGCGCGGCUGCAAGUACAGCCAUACUCUCAGGCGUAAAUCAAACUACAGUGACGAGUACGCCCGCCAAACCGACACCACCGAAGCCUAUACCCCGACGCAAUUCGUGGAUUUCCACUCUAAGCUCCAAAUUCACCUCCGGCUCUACCCCUCCCUCUCAAAGUUAUAUGAGAGAAUCGCCGUCGAAUAGCAAACAACAACCUGACGCAGUGAACCCUUUCGGCGCUGCGUAUUCGCCAAAGGACGCUGACAAGUCAAACGAGGGCUCUGGCUCCUUCACGAGCGGCUCAUUGAAGAGCGGACAUCCGUCAUUCUUCCAUACUGCGUUUCGCAAGCUGUCGUCCUCAGGAGGUUCUGGGUUGGGCAAAUUGGGUUCAGGCCACGCACCGAAUGGUGGCGUAUGGCCGAGACGUGUUAUGAAUAUUGACGCGGAACGGGAUAGGUGUAAGAUCCCGGAGCUGAACCAGGCGAAGCUACGGCGUGUUGCGUUUUGUGUGGAUGUAGAGAUUGCGGGAACUGCGCGACGGUCUGAGGGCGACGACGAUAAGACCGCGAAGAAGAAACCUGACGCCAAAGCAGUGGAAGCGGAAGAAGGGACCGUUUUGAAAACCGCCCUGGGUCACGGACCUUCAUCUGAUGAACCUUCACCAGCCCCUAAUGUGCAAACAGCUAACGGCACAGCACAACCUGCGGAUCGGUUACCGAAUGACGAGGAGAAGUCAAAACCACCACCGACCAAGAAACAAGAGAAGAAGAAACGUUCGGAGGAGGAACGAAAGGAACGUAAAGAGAAACGGAGACGACAGGCUGAGGAAAAUGGCUCCGUUCCGCUACAGGUCAACAUGGACGGUGGGAGUAAUAGUACCUCCAAGUCAAACUCCAUACAUAGGUCGUCCCGCGGCCAGGACCAGCCAACUACGGACCCCCUACGGAUAUAUCGACGGUGCUGCCAGCUUCGGGAAACAGGCGUGUUGAAGAAGCUCGUCGAGCAGAUCUCUUCGCCGUCCUCCAUCUUGGCAGAAUCCCCCGGUACCGUCGCGGUCCUGGACUUGACUGGGUUUUCCAUGACUCUUACCGAUAUCAUUACCUUUAGUGAUUGGCUUUCUAUCGUUCCCGUUCGAAAGCUGAUAUUACAAGAUUGUGGCCUUUCUGACGAAGCUGUCAGAGUUAUCCUAGGCGGGCUACUGGCUACCAAGACGAUAGAAGCCGCGAAACAAGCGAGACAGUUAAAACAGCGACAUACUGGAGAAACAUUGGCGAAGGAAAUGCGGUACGGUGCCAUUGAGAAACUGUCACUAAAAGGGAACUCAAAACUCGGCCACGAGGGAUGGCGACAUAUCUGCCUCUUCAUCCACAUGUCUCGUUCUCUCAAGGGAAUCGAUCUGUCCGGCAUCCCAUUCCCUCGUCCAGCGCUACCUACCAAUGGCCCGGUAUCGCCUGUAAGCCGAACAUCCAAACCUAUAUCUGAUAUAGGUACCAUAUUCGCAAAUGCGCUAUCCCAGCGCUUUGGAGGCGAACGACUAGAAGAGCUUGUUCUCAGCGAGUGUUCGCCGUCUACUGAGGAUGUGCAGAAAAUAUGCGAAGCAACAAGAUCAGUCGGACUGCGACGGCUUGGUCUGGCUAAUAACGGACUUACCAAGGAAGGACUCGAGUAUGUUAUCGGUUACUUCCAGGGCGGAAAAUGCGAAGGCCUUGACUUGGGUGGUAACAAGCUAGAAGCGCACAUUGGUCUCUUCGCUUCAGCCAUUGAGAAAUCAUUCCCUCUUAGUGCACUGAGUUUAGCGGAUUGCUCGUUGACGCCGAAAACACUUUGCUCGUUAAUGCAAGGGUUGACGUUGUUACCCAAUUUCCGAUUCAUCGACCUAUCGCAUAACCGGGACCUAUUCAUCACGCAACCAGAUUCCCUAGGAAUUCUACGAAGGUACCUCCCCCAGAUGCAAGACUUGAGGCGGAUACAUCUUGCAGACGUCUGUUUGGGAUCAGAACAUGCUAUUGCCCUGGCGGAGAUUCUGCCCGAUUGUCCCAAACUGUGCCAUAUAAAUAUUCUGGAAAACCCGGCUAUCGAGGAAUUAGCAUCUGCGAAUACUGCCGAAGCCCAGGAGGAGGCUUGCGCGCUGUACGCGUCGUUCAUGUCAGCGGCCCGUAUAUCACGGAACAUAAUUGCUAUUGAUAUCGACAUACCGACGCCAGAGAAUAACGAGGUCGUGAAAGCCCUCGCUUCACAAAUAGUGGCAUAUUGUCUCCGUAACCUCCAGUAUGGCGAAUUGAAAGAGGAACUAUCAUCGUCCAUCGACUCUCAGUCUGCCGUCAAGGACGUUCCUGUUCCUGACAUUCUAGCACAUCUGGUUGGCCACACCGAUGAUGCAAAUGAGGACAUCGACGAUUCGAAAGUCACUACUGAUGAUGACUACGUCAUCGGUGGUACGGGUGUUGUCAAGGCCCUGGGGAUCUGUCUGGGUAACUCUGAUUAUACCGCCGUGGACGAAGUUUUAGGGGAGCAAUCUCCUACUGCGAGCGGAACAUCCACGCCAUAUUGCCGCCUCAGCCAGGUUCGUGUGACCAAGAAACCACGCGAUAUGUCAAGGGAUCUACUCAACUCUGCGAGGAAGAUCCGGCUACGGUUGCAACCUGCUUUAGUCCGUGAGGAUCGGGCAGGUAACGACCUUAACUACCGCCGACUCUACUUCCUCGACAUGACCCUGCAACGAAUGAUCCAACGUUUUGAAGACGAAUUUCCAGAUACCCGCAUACCUGACGAAACAUCAACAACUCGCUCAAGUGAUGAAUCCCCUAAUCGCUCUAAUAUUAACGACUCUGCUAUCCUCGAACCACAGGAUUCGUCCGCCAACCCCAACACAGGUGACGACGAUGAAGUAGAUCGAUACGCUGUCCGCCUCUCGCGAGCAAGCUCAAACACCUCUCUACAUUCCCGCGCCCUGACAUCUGAAGAAGGCACAGUCCAUCGACUCAGCCAUCAUCUCAACCAUACACUACUCCAUCGUCACGAUAAAGACAAGGAUAAGGACAAGAACCAGGAUCAGGACCAGCAGUCUCCUGAGAAACCAAUCUCCCAAUCUCCGCCAGACGCAGUCCAGGUUCAAGCUCUACGUGAAAAACUUGAGCGACUGCGUGGCCUCGAGGGACAAGAAACACAUGCACAUACCGAUACUGAAGGGCGGCCUUCUUCGUCCCAUUCUAUACUGCAAGAAGGUACAUCCAACCUUGAAGAGCUGUUGGCACUGCAGAAGCAGGAUCCCGAGGCCUUUGCGGAGCUGAAGGAGAGCCAUAUUGUGGCUCUUAUUAAUGCAGGCCUGAGGAGCUCGGAUGAUGCGUGA